AUGACUGGAUCUCCUGGAAAUACUGGUAGGCCUGGGGAUCAAGGUGCAACUGGCGCAACUGGAUCAGGUGGACCUAGUGGUUCUCCCGGUUUUCCGGGCUCGGCUGGAGACACUGGCUUCACUGGAUUUACCGGAUCUACCGGGCCAAAAGGUCCACUCGGUUCUGCAGGCGCUGAUGGUCUACCUGGUUUUGCUGGAACAGUUGGAAAUACUGGUUCUUCUGGAUUGAAAGGAUUUCCUGGAUCACCAGGCCAACCUGGACCCCAAGGAAUGGAUGGAACACCAGGUGUUCCUGGGUCUCCAGGUGGACCGGGAAUGAAAGGAUAUACUGGCUCAACUGGUCCAUCUGGUCCCGACGGUGAGAAAUUAUUUUGUUUAUUAUUGCACCGUUAUAUCUUGCUUAGAACAACAAUAAAACGCUAUACACAUGUUCUAAAUCCACACGCCACCCAUCAAUUAACUUCUUAA
Messenger RNA from Helobdella robusta, 468 nucleotides. RefSeq lists its product as hypothetical. The transcript has a single exon. The record is from RefSeq and is a predicted model, not a curated record. NCBI's taxonomy places the organism in Eukaryota, Metazoa, Annelida, Clitellata, Rhynchobdellida, Glossiphoniidae. Bases 1 to 468 code for a protein of 155 amino acids.